CGUGAUGGUGUUUUGACGCAUCGGAACCCUGCAUGUGACGUGGACCAUGGGGACGAUAACGAUAAAUCCCUUUGUAUCAAGAAGGUAUCAAACCUAUUCUAGCUACAACCGAUUAGGCUAAUGAUAUUUUAUAUCUCAUUUACUCAAAAUAUACUGUUAAAUACCAUCCGGGCUGACGAAGCAAUCGUUUUGUACCUGCUAGCUCGAAACAAGUUUGAUUGUUGAAGUUGCCAGGAGUCGGGAUAUUGUAGCAGCCAGAUAGUAUUCUUAUGAGAGAAUCCUGUGCUCUCCAGUCAUGGCUAGUCCAGAUGAUUUAACGUUUCAGGAGUUUGAGGAAGCCGCAGUUCUCCUGUCUUCAAACCCUGGAGCCGCAACCCUCAGCAUCUCCGGCCCGGGCCCCGGCCCCGGCGCAGCAGCCUCCUCUGGAGAUGUCAGAGUUGAUCUGUCAGACGAUGAAGACAAUCAGCAAGAGAACUCAGAGUUGCUUGGAGGUGAAAAACAAACUGGUGGUUUUUGGACAUUUGAGUACUAUCAGUCAUUCUUCAACGUAGAUACACUGCAGGUGCUGGACAGGAUAAAGGGCUCCGUCAUGCCUUUGCCAGGACGGAAUUUCGUCAAACACCACAUUCAAAAUAACCCUGACCUCUAUGGUCCUUUCUGGAUCUGUGUGACUCUAGUGUUCUCAGUGGCCAUCAGUGGGGACAUCUACACAUUUCUGAGUAAUAUGGGAGACCCAGAGUUCCACUACAGACCUCAAUUCAACAAAGUCUCGAUUGCGGCCGUCACUGUGUUCCUCUACGCCUGGCUGGUGCCUCUAGGAGUUUGGGGCUUCCUGACGUGGCGUCAAAGUGUUGAGAGACGCAUCAGCGGUUACACGUUUUUAGAGACCGUGUGUGUCUACGGUUAUUCUCUGUUCAUUUAUAUCCCGACCUCGAUAUUAUGGACCAUUCCCGUCUACUGGCUCGAGUGGCUAUUGAUUGGCAUUGCCCUGGUGAUCUCGGGCUCAGUGUUGGUAAUGACGUUCUGGCCGGCUGUUCGCGAUGACACAAGACUAACAGCAUUCGCUACCAUGGCAGUAAUAGUGUCGCUUCAUGCCCUUCUGGCUGUUGGCUUUAAGCUCUACUUCUUCAAAACGCCAACAUACACAGGAUCAUCGCACUCUGGACAACAGACUACCCCAGCUGCAAAUCACACAGUACUUGCUGUGGGAAAGCAUCAAUGACCAGCUGAAUGGGAACCUAGGAGUCUUUCCAUUCAAAGGACAUUAAAAAUGUUUAGUGAUUCUGAUAACGGAGCAAUGAAGGAGUUCGGAUGCUGAUGCUUGAUGCACACAAGCAUUCCCAGCAAACACACUGAAAGUGUUUCCAGUUUGUAACUAACCCGGCAGAUAAAAUAACCUCCCUCACGUCACAAAUCAAAUCACAAUGACUUACAGAUGACUUUAGUUUGUAAUGUUUUUCUUUAAUACGUAAAGUCACCUGCCCGAUAAUAUUUUCCUCAAGUGUUACGGUCACUUGUUUUUUGGUUUCUUUCAAUAAAAAUAGAUUAAUUUGUAAGAGUGAUCUUGUAUUACAGUGAACUGAUUUAAGGUUUGCCUUAUAACCCCUGACUGCUUUCUUUCUGCGUAGGCUACUUUCUCUCAUUAUUCUGUAAGUUGAGAGGAAGUACCUGUGUUAAGUAUUUAAUGUCGCUUUCCUGGACAGUUUUCUGCUUUGACACUGUGGAUUAAAAUCAUUCUUGUCAGGGUCA
Cyprinus carpio (common carp) is the source of this 1749-nucleotide messenger RNA. Its product is annotated as protein YIPF1-like. Lineage: Eukaryota; Metazoa; Chordata; Actinopteri; Cypriniformes; Cyprinidae. The transcript has 9 exons. The record is from RefSeq and is a predicted model, not a curated record. Gene Ontology annotation, molecular function: small GTPase binding. Bases 296 to 1222 code for a protein of 308 amino acids. Gene Ontology annotation, cellular component: membrane; Golgi apparatus. Gene Ontology annotation, biological process: vesicle-mediated transport.